UCCAUCACCAAUUGCCGCUGUCACGCGCUUCGCCGCAAUGCCAUUCACCCAGCUGGUUUCAUCCCUUCACAACCUGUGUAAGUCAUCGUGGCGGCCCAGUUGCAGUGGCGGCUAAGAAUUUGCGUCGUCAGCAUUGCAUCAAGAGGCGAUUUCACGAACAUGGCAAAUCUUCCGAUGUCGUCUGUCUUCGUAGCGAUGAUCGCCACUGCUGACCAUGGCCUGCACCAUUGUCUGGGGAACCAUUUCACGAUGGACUCAUCAUAGUGACAUGUGCUCUGGCCUUUGAGGUUCAAGCGUUUCGGCCAGAGCGACAGCUGCUCGAGUUAUCUGCUGAUUGCGCGCUGGACCUGCUUCCCACCGCGCCCGGUAAGCUUACAGACCGAUGGCACGUGUUGGCAGCCGGGGUUCCUCUUUGCUCGCAUUGUGCGCUCUCUUUGCGCUGAGCGGCGCGCUGCUUUCUUGUGGAAGCUCGUUUGUCGCCCCUCGGUCCAUUCGUCAGCAGGACGCGCAGAGCACGCAGACCAGCGGCAUGGUGGCAGGACCAAAGGCAGUCGACUCCAAGACAGGGCAGCGGACCGCGAUGCAGUUCUUCUCCGGGGAGCCGACGCCGCCGCCAAAGCCGAAGGAGAAGCCCUUCAAGCUCCCGCCGUUCUUCACCACUCUCGCGUCCCUGGCCGUCGUCGUCGGCGGCUGCUUCUACUUCCUCAACAACGCCUAGUAAGGGCCGAGUUGCGUGAGGGGCAUGGCACCGUCCUGGCUGAACACGCCAUGAGAAGGAGACGUGUUGUUUCAACAGCGGGGUGGAACUCGGCAAGACAUUUUUCAUGCUGGCCCUCAGGGCCGCUUUUUUCGUCAGAGGCUUAGGAAUCCGCGAGGUGCCUGUGCUAGCCCUUCCCGCGAUGUUUAGUCGCUGCCACCCGGCAAUUUGAAAGAGCGCGCUCUGUGGACGCUGAGGGGCUCGAACGGGGGGGGGGGGUAUUUAUUCCAAGCAAGCGCAGCGCCCACGAAGCGCGUUCUCUCGGAAAUCUGAACCUCGAGGCCUAGUCAGUUGCGUGCGCGACGCAUGAUAAAGUGGACGUCUGAAAAAGUGCAGUGCGUAUGAGUGCACUCAGCCACUCUAUUUCCCCUUCCGCCCUGCCGUUUCCUCAUCCCCCUC
Messenger RNA from Prorocentrum cordatum, 1156 nucleotides. The record is from the annotation of a GenBank genome assembly. NCBI's taxonomy places the organism in Eukaryota, Dinophyceae, Prorocentrales, Prorocentraceae.